CUCCUUGUCAGUGUCGCUGACCAUCAUUGAUUUGUUGGAAAGGUUCACACUUAGCAACAUAUAUAUUAGAGUUCUGGUGGCAUAAAGCUUCCUCCUGAAUCGUUGUAGAUAGAUAGACUGCACUAGCAUGCCACGUUGUCACCUGAUGCAUUCACUUUUGGAACAGGCGAGCACAAUAAGAAUGCCAUGACCACCAAAUCCACUGCACCAAGCCACACUAGCAUGAGAGGCCAAUUGUCACUGACAUGUGGGCCCCACACACCUAGACCCACAUGUCAUAGGAACCGGUUCCUCUUAGCUGACUGAAACCCAGCCCAAACUGGAUUAGGAGUAGGAUUCGCUCUACUCCAUGCAAUGCUCGCCUCUCUCCUACUACCACUACACUAGAGUAGCUCCACAAAGCUGCACCAAACCCUCCUCUACCUCGCUUCAAAAACCUUACCCCUCCCAUUGCCGAGCUCACCGCAUCUCACCAUGGCUUCCCUUGCCAUCCUCCUCCUCAUGGCGCGUUUCUCUGGCUCCAUCGCCAUAUCCUCCAACUACUACAUCUCAAGGAGCGCCGAGCAGCAGGUCAUCGCCACCGUUGCGCCGGCCGUUAUUCCUGACGCCGACGGCCAGAGCGCGCAGCCAUUCCUCACCUCGCCGUCCGGGUCAUACGCCGCGUACCUCGGCCGCGCCGUGGACAGCUCCGGUGGCCUCGGCGGGGACACGUGCUACGUCCAAAUCCAGCGGGCCGGCGGCGGCGGCGGCGGCAACAGCGUGUGGGAGUCGGACUGCACGCCGGUUGGCGGCGCCGACACGUGCGACCUGGCGUUCUCGCCGGUGGGGCUCGAGCUCUUCGCCGGCGGGCACUCGCUGUGGGACACCGGGGUCGACGCCGAUCCGGGGUUGCUGAGUCUUGACGACGGCGGCGACAUGAAGAUUGUUAGCAGGGAAGGUGUGACGGUGUGGACGGCGAGCGGCGAGCCCUGGACGGGGCAGCAGUGCGGGGCACCCUUGCCAGUGUCGUCGGCACCUUCGAUGGACGCGCUCCCACCGCCGUUGACUGCCAACACAAAACUCGUGACGCCGCCGGCAGCGACUCUUGCCGGUACGGGGAGCACGGACUUUUCUUUCGGAGACCAGCCGGCGCCGCCACCAUUUGACAUGUUGCCCGACUUGCCGGCCCAGCCGCCAGUUGACACGGCGCCCGAACAGCCACUGGCACCGCCUCCAGUAGACGCGUCACCCGACCUGUCGCUGGCACCCCCACCGGCUCACAUGUUUCCAGACCUGCCGGACCAGCCGCUGGCACCCCCGCCAACUGAAAUGUCACCGGACCAGCAGCUGUUCUCGUCGCCGCCACCUGCUCCGGCUGUCUUUGGCCCUCAAACGCCAAUGCCACCUUUUGGCAUGGCCCCACUCGCCGCCCCCGCGACCGGUGCCUCCGGCGAGACAUCACACGGCAUAGAAUUCCCGGGCACCGCCGCGCCACCUGGCGAACCAGGCUCACCAGGUGGCGUGCCCAUCUCGGCUUCAUCGCCUGUCGGCUUGCCGCACCAGCACGGGCCGCCGCAUCACGACCUGCCCUUCGGAGCCUCGCCACCGCUGCCUGACGCGCUGGCGCCGGCUGGCCAUGGCGCGGGAGCCGGGCUCCCCUUCGGCCAGGGGCAGCAGCAAAGGGGCCAAGGCGUGUUCGGCCAGCAGCAGCAGCUGCUGAACGGCGCGGGGCAGCGGUUGGAGGACAGCUCCGGCGGGUGGUCAAGAAGUGAGCGCGGCAGAGUGGCCGUGUGCGUGGCUUUGGCUGCUCUGAUGGCUCUUGGUUUUGGCUUCUAAUUUCUUUUCCUUUUGCUUUGGAGAUUGGCAUCUUAUUUCUGUUUUGUCGUUGGUUUGAUCCGGGUUUACGGCUUGUUCCUGCUGUUAAAUACUGUAGCAAUGUGUGUGUAAAACGUGUU
This is a messenger RNA of Phragmites australis (common reed), 1934 nucleotides long. RefSeq lists its product as uncharacterized. NCBI's taxonomy places the organism in Eukaryota, Viridiplantae, Streptophyta, Magnoliopsida, Poales, Poaceae. The transcript has a single exon. The record is from RefSeq and is a predicted model, not a curated record. The coding region runs from base 475 to 1815 and encodes 446 amino acids.